Molecule: messenger RNA, 2608 nt
Organism: Musca domestica (house fly)
Lineage: Eukaryota; Metazoa; Arthropoda; Insecta; Diptera; Muscidae
Product: zinc finger protein 726
Exons: 5
Coding region: 170-2512 (780 amino acids)
Cellular component (GO): nucleus
Source: RefSeq, a predicted model, not a curated record
ACAGCGUCUACGGUCCUAGUGAUUUUUUAUUAAUUCUUUUAUUAAUAAAUGUAACUAAAUACAAAAAUUACAACAUUGCCUACACCUUUUAAAUAUUUGGCGGCAAAUUAUUUUGAAGAAGCAGCUACAAAAAGGGUUUAGCCACAUUGGCGUUAAUUGGUGAUGUCCAAUGGAGUCGGUUCGCUGUUAUUUAUGUGACCAUGAAUUUGUUGAUGGCGAGGAGCCCUGGUUGAUGUUUGAGGAAAGGCUACGGGAGGAUGGACAAAUAGAAUGUUCCCUAGCUGCAUUACUAGAAUCGAUAUUGCAAACAGAGUUGGAUGAAAACUCUGCACAUUCCACGUUGCUGUGCGAUUCCUGCAAUGCCGAUGUUUUGGAGUUUGAAAGUUUGGAGAAAAGAUAUGCACAGUUACGGGAACGCAUUCUGACAUCGUACAAAGAGAAUAUGACAUUACGCGAUAUAAAAUCAAUUUCAAAUAUUUUGAAAGACAAUGACAAUGUUGAACCUCCAGGUGAAGUUGGGUUUGUUGAUCACUUAAUAAGCCAGCGAACGACUAACAUGAUCGGAAUUUGUGACGCUGACCUAAUAGAAGAAGUCCCAGAUGAAGACGAAAUUAUUGACGGGGAAACAACUGAAAAUUUGGGCCAGCAGGAUGAUCUAAGCAAUAAAAUAAUAAGCGAAAACUUUGAUUUUGCUGCAUUUAAUGAACAUGUUGCUCAAAAUUCGCUUCCAGGCAAUGUAUUGAAUUUGUCCGAUAGCCUUGUUAAUAUAACUGUCGAUCACACUGUGAACGUACAGAAUAUACCAUUGGAAGGACAAGAUAUAAUCAUUUACGAUGUUGGAACCAAAGGGAAUCUGGAAGAUCCGCCCAGUAACGCAAACAUUCAAAAUAGUCCAACCGACUUCAAACACGAUGAGGAUAAUGAUCUUGAUUUUAUAAUAUCGUCAAAUGUUUUCGACAAUGAUAGUAAAAAAGACGACAACACAAAUUUCAUGCUGGGAAAUUUAGACAAAGUGAAAACUGAUUCUGAAGUGAUACUUCCAAAACCAAUUUGUAAACAAGAAGGAGAAGAAUACAUUUGCUUGUUGUGUGAAAUGUCGCCAAAGUACACAAUGGACUCCCUUAAGGAACACGUUCAAACCUUUCACAACUGCAGAAUUCAUAUGUGCGAACAGUGUAACGAAGGGUUUCGUAGGAGGCAGGACCUCAAAAUACAUUCAGAGUCUGGUCACACUUUAGAAUGCGACGUAUGUCAUCGUAUAUUCAGCAGCCAACGAUUAUUAAAACUCCACAGACGGUUACAUUUUAGCAACUCCAAGCCAUACGAGUGUUCAGUCUGCCAGAAAAAGUAUAGUUCGAAGGGAAUGCUCGAGGAACACAUGAACACACAUACCGGCUAUCGUCCAUACAAAUGUCCAGAAUGCUCCAAAGAUUUCGCCUCAAAAUAUACUCUUCAAUCUCACAUGAAAAUCCACAGGGAGCGUCCAAGACCAUUUCACUGCGACCAGUGCGGUAAACGAUUUCUGAAUCAACAAAACCUCACACAACACAAAAGGUCGCAUGUCGCGGGAAAAGCAUUCGAGUGUGAAGUUUGUAAUAAGUCCUUCACGACCCAGCAUAGUUUACAAGUACAUAAAAUUGUGCACACUGGACAACGACCAUUCAUUUGCCGUAUAUGUGGCAAAUCUUUUGCGAGACGACCUGAAAUUAAGGAUCAUGAACGUACGCAUACCGGAGAAAAGCCAUACCAAUGUGAUCUUUGUCCUCUCGCGUUUGCUCAGCGCUCCAAUUUAACCAGUCAUAAGAAAUCGACGCAUUUCAAUGAAAAGCUACAUAAAUGUGAUCAGUGUCUUCGCUCAUUCAAGCGCAAAAGAUUACUGGAAUAUCAUAUUCAGGCGGCACAUACUGGAGAACGUCCACACAAGUGCGAUAUUUGUGGAGCAGGUUUCGUUUAUCCUGAACACUGUAAAAAACACAUGCUUAUACAUAGUGGUCAGAAACCAUAUGCUUGUGAAGUGUGUGGCAAACAGUUUAAUAGUCGCGACAACCGCAACGCCCACCGUUUUGUCCACAGUGACAAAAAACCUUAUGAAUGCAUGGAAUGCGGAGCUGGAUUCAUGCGAAAACCACAUUUACUCGCUCACAUGAAACAAGCAAAACAUACGAAUGAUACCAUCAUUGUUAAUCAGCCACAAUUUACACAGCAUGUUAGCAUGGAUGACCACAGCGGUACCAUAGGCUCUGACUCUUUAGACGAAGAAAAUGAUUUAGAUGAUAACCUGCAAACCGAAGAGUCCGACGAGUGUCUCCAAAAAAUAAUAUUUAAACCGGAUGACCUUUUGACCGAAGAUCCAUCGGUUUCCAGUAUGGAAGAAAAUCCCGCUGAGGAUGUGAUAACUGUCGAAAGUCAUCUAAUUAAAGAUGAAUUGGGUGUCGUCAAAUAUUUACAAUUUGAAGAUUUGGAACGUGAUGGCAAUCAAACUUUGACAUGGGUCGACAUGGCAAGCGAUUAGAUAGGCAUACUCACUGCACUGGUUAUAAAUAUUUAUUAUGGAAAUGAAAAGAGUUAAUAAUUGCGAAUAAACUUUUUCGGAUGUAUAAUUCGUAUA